Messenger RNA from Phytophthora nicotianae INRA-310, 1764 nucleotides. RefSeq lists its product as hypothetical. Lineage: Eukaryota; Oomycota; Peronosporomycetes; Peronosporales; Peronosporaceae. The record is from RefSeq and is a predicted model, not a curated record. The coding region runs from base 96 to 1277 and encodes 393 amino acids. The transcript is spliced from 2 exons.
AUGGCGGCGUUUAUAGCGAGCUUCACAUUUGGAUUCACCUUUCGUGCCGCACAAGCCAUUAGAACAGACUUUAGGAGCCCAGAGAUCAUCAGGUCAUGACCAAGUGGGGGUUCGUUUUAGCACUAACUGUGCUCUUAGCAACGCCUAGUUUAGUGCUAGGAGCCUGCCCUAACAAGUGUUCCGGCCACGGUAAAUGUGGUCUCAACGACGUCUGCCAAUGUAUGCAGAACAUGAUCGGUGGUGAUUGCGCGGGUCGUCAAUGCCCGUUCACUCGCGCGUGGCAGGAUACAGCUCAGCGUGACGACGACGCACACUACUACGCGGAAUGUGGCAACCGCGGCACGUGUGAUCGUGCGACUGGGGAAUGCACAUGCGACUCCGGAUUUAUCGGCAGCGGAUGUCGACGUAUGCAGUGCCCCAACGACUGCAGUGGACACGGAACGUGUGAAUAUAUCGAAGAACUGGCGGGUGAUGCGUACCACAAGCGCAUUGGAGGUGUAGCGAACCGGAAAUACACGCUUUGGGACCAGGAGAAGAUCAUGGGCUGCGUGUGUGAUGGCGGAUAUGAAGGACACGACUGCUCAUCCCGCACCUGCCCCAAAGGUGACGAUCCGCUGACUCCUAAUCAAAAGGAUAUGGUUCAAGCCAUUGUCAUUAACCAGGCAGGAGGCUCAGGAUACUUGACAUAUCACGAUCCGUAUGGCAAUACUUACACGACCGAGAAGAUUACAUUUGGCGCUGCUCUAGGGACCAAUGACGUCACAACGUGCGAUAACAUUGAAACAGCGCUUCGUCGUCUGCCCAACAACGUGCUAAACAACGUCGAGGUGUCGCCUGCGUCGAGAUUUUAUGCUUUUACCCGCACCGACCCGACGGACCCGAACGGCUACGGCACAGUCUCUGAUAUCCACUUUAAUGAUGGCACAUCCGGUAGUGCCGUAGCUCUAAGAGUGAUUUGUGAGGUAGUGUUCAACUCGGAGCCGGGGAUCACAGGAUAUCAAAACCUGUUUGAGUGCAAUGUCGCCACUCAUACUACCGUUGGACAGCAUCCAUUGAGUGGGGGAGCCACUGGUGAUACCUGUGCUGUGUACGAGGUCUAUCCGGAUGCUAACGUCGUCGUGGGUAGUAUUAUUCCGGCCACUACGGUGCUACAACGUCCACUAACUGAACUCACCGAGUGCGCUGGUCGUGGUGCCUGCGACUACGACACAGGAACUUGCGAAUGCUUCGCCGGCCAUAUGGGUCUGGCAUGCCAGAAGCAGGAAGCGCUCGUGUAGAGCGCAUCGACAGCAGACUACCAAGAAUCCUCCGCGAAUAAGAUAUUCAACUCGUUGUUCGUGAACAUAAAUUGGUAGCUGAUAAACGACGACUUCAUAUGCAUCUUCGUUGAGGGACUUAACUUAGUACUCUUUAUCAGUCAUAUCGCGGAUCCCUCGCUCUGACACUAAGCAGGUAUCAAAUUGCACAUCAGGAACUGCUUCAAUGAGCAACAAAACUAGCAGAAUUAAUUUGCAGAUACCUUCAAACGUUGUUGAGUCGUGCGCAAGUGUAGCUGACUUGAUUAGACGAGCAACUCGGCAGUUCGCCUGUAUUUCACAUUUUAAGUCGUCACAUCACCGAACGAAUAACCGACGUUGUUCAGGACUUACCUCCCAUCCAAACACUACCCGAUUCGCAUUUGAAUGAGUCCAGCUUUCACCUUUUUAUUCAAGAAAAGUAACGGAGUUAGAGUCAACAAUAUAAAUGGCAUCUGGCUUAACCCAC